Molecule: messenger RNA, 4308 nt
Organism: Sitodiplosis mosellana (orange wheat blossom midge)
Lineage: Eukaryota; Metazoa; Arthropoda; Insecta; Diptera; Cecidomyiidae
Gene: Hdc
Product: histidine decarboxylase
Exons: 17
Coding region: 681-2576 (631 amino acids)
Biological process (GO): L-histidine catabolic process; histamine biosynthetic process
Molecular function (GO): histidine decarboxylase activity; pyridoxal phosphate binding
Source: RefSeq, a predicted model, not a curated record
AGUUAAAAAUGGUAAUGUGUUUCAGUUGCAAAAACAGGCAGAAGCAACGUGAAUAUUGCCAACGUCAAAUAACAAUUUUUAGUGCACAGACAAAUAUAUAGAGAGAGAAAAAAAAGUCAAUCUUUCUAGACGAUUUCACGCGAAAAUCUCAACGAAAAAACAUGGUAUUCACAUCCGUUUGAUAAGCAAUGUUAUCAGGCAUAGUGUCAAGUGCAUUCAAUUUGUUAUUAAUUCGCAAGCGAUCAAAAGCGACAAUCAUAAGCAAUUGCACGCACGCAACAGCAACACACAUAUUUCAAUUGAUUCAGUGUUUAGUGUUUGUCUUAUCUGAUUGAAUUGCAUUGUGAAUUUCAAAUUAAGUGAUCUAGCGUACGCGUGCGAGCGCUCACGCCCGCUCUCACAGUGCCAAUAAUCGAAUGGGAAUACGCACAGCGUUGUUUUGUAAUUAAUUCAGUUCGGUGCACAGUUCCAGAGCAACCUGAUCCCACCCCGUGUGCGUUUACAAUACGUGAGAGCACCGCCACGUCUGUACCAAUCAUAUCGAUUUUUAAUCAUAAUCGCAAAAGAUUAUUAGCAGAGAACGUGAAGCGCAGACAAGCACAGAGGUGGACUGCAAAGGCAGGGGGACCGCAAUCACCAAAUCGAAAUCAAGUAGAAACGAACGCGCGUUCGCAUUAAAAAUGAACUUCGAUGAAUACAGAAAACAUGGCAAGGAAAUGGUGGAUUAUAUAGCCGAUUACUUGGAAAAUAUUCGGGAUCGUCGAGUUUUUCCAAAUGUUCAGCCGGGCUAUAUGCGAAAUCUAUUGCCCGAGUCGGCACCGGUGGAGGGAGAGGAAUGGGAUCAUAUCUUUGCUGAUAUCGAACGGGUCAUCAUGCCAGGUAUCACACAUUGGCAAAGCCCACACAUGCACGCUUACUUUCCGGCUCUGAAUUCUGGACCAUCUUUACUUGGCGAUAUGUUAGCUGAUGCUAUUAAUUGCCUUGGCUUCACCUGGGCAUCAUCUCCGGCCUGUACCGAGCUUGAGACAAUUGUAAUGAAUUGGCUGGGAAAAAUGAUUGGAUUGCCCGAUGAUUUUCUGCAUACAGGCGGCAAAAGCAAAGGUGGUGGUGUGAUUCAAACGACGGCAUCGGAAUCGACGUUGGUGUGCUUAUUAGCGGGUCGAACUCAGGCGAUACGACGUUUUCACGAACGAACGCCUGGUCUUCAGGACUCCGAGAUAAAUGCUCGUCUGGUGGCAUACUGUUCGGAUCAAUCACAUUCAAGUGUUGAAAAGGCUGCUUUAAUCGGUUUGGUACGAAUGCGAUUCAUUGAAUCGGAUGAGAAUUUGGCAUUGCGUGGACCUGCUCUAGAAGAGGCUAUUAAAGAUGACAUCAAACUUGGCUUAAUUCCAUUUUGGGUUUGCGCGACGCUUGGAACAACGGGUGCCUGUGGAUUUGACAACUUGAACGAGAUUGGUGAUAUUUGCAUGGAGCACAAAAUUUGGUUACACGUUGAUGCUGCUUAUGCUGGCAGCGCAUUCAUUUGUCCCGAGUAUCGCGUUUGGCUGAAAGGCAUCGAAAAGGCCGAUUCGAUUGCAUUCAACCCGUCAAAAUGGCUUAUGGUACACUUCGAUUGCACGGCCAUGUGGGUGAAGAACAGUUGCGCAUUGCAUAGAACAUUUAAUGUGGAGCCGCUCUAUUUGCAGCAUGAAAAUUCAGGACUGGCUAUCGAUUACAUGCACUGGCAAAUUCCAUUAAGUAAACGUUUUCGUGCACUGAAAUUAUGGUUUGUCUUACGAAAUUACGGCAUAAAAGGUCUGCAAAAGCAUAUACGCGAGGGCGUUCGACUAGCACAAAAAUUUGAAGCUCUUGUUCUGGCCGACAGCCGAUUCGAAAUUCCAGCAAUAAGACAUUUGGGCAUGGUCGUAUUUCGGAUCAAAGGUGAAAACGAUUUAACGGAACGCUUACUCAAGCGUUUGAAUCAUCGUGGUAACUUGCACUGUGUACCAGCUUCGUUGAAAGGCAAAUACGUGAUUCGCUUUACCGUUACAUCAACGCACACCUCGAACGAUGACUUGCUCAAGGACUGGGCCGAAAUUCGAAAAGUAUCAACGGAACUGCUGGAAGAAUUGAAUGUACACAUCACUGAUCGGGCUCGAGUACAUCUCAAAGAUACACGGGAAAAGAAUGAAGCUUUUGGCUCAAGCUUAUUGCUUGCCAAUUCACCGAUGUCACCGAAAAUCGUCAAUGGAUCAUUUGCCGCUAUUUUUGAUGCAGAUGAAUUUUUGGCCAAAACCUAUGCAGGCAUUCGAAUAGCGAGCCAAAACUCGCCGGCGAUGCGUCGACGUGUUCGUGGCAUUUUGAUGUCAGGUAAGCAAUUUUCAUUAGACUCUCGAAUGGACUUAGUUUUUCACGGUUUAGACGGUGGACGAGAGUCGGGUAGUAAGAAUCACGCGAUUACGGAGGACGGCGAAGAGUCGUGGGAAGUUUCUGAGGCUAGUGCCGAAGAAGAUACCGUUGACGAGACACCACCACCAACGACAACGACAACAACAACAACAACAACAACAACACGAAUAAAAUACGAUCGUUUAUGACAUCAGGAGAUGCCGCAUCAGUAUUGCGGCUAUGACAUCAGUCCAUCAUUGUCAACAUCAAGCAAUGAAGACUCAACGCCAAUAAGCACCUUGCAAUUUGCUAUAGUUCAAACCGCCCCAUUAAACGAUUUACUUGCAAACAAACAACGAUCAUGUGCGGGUGCCGCUGGCUCUUGCACAGCAACUAACAGUGCAUUGAAUCGGCGCAUUUGCAAUGAUUUACGUUUGUGUGGAAAUAAAUCAUUUAGUCAAAAUGUUCGACCGGCUCGACCAUAUUUUCCGCCACGCCGUGUCGACGGUUCAACAUAUGAUAAUCGAAAUUCGUUUGAAAAUCGAUUGCAACCGAAUCGAUUGUCGGAAAAGCGACAAUCCGAUCCACAAAUUCGGUAUGCAUUUUAUAAUAAAGGUUUUGAUGUGGCCACAUCAUCAAAGCAUCGCAAAUAUUCGUUGUCACACUAUGAGGUGCGACGAAAAGCGAUGCCCGACAUCAAUGAAUACGGUUCAAUGGAAAAUGAUGAGCACGAGGAGGAGAGUAGCGAUGAAUGGCAUGGUUCACGGCAAAAUUCACAGUACUUUUGUGGAAGUAGAUCGUCAUGGGAGAUCCAUCAUGGGAGCAGUGGACGCGAUAUUACACUGCUGCCAAAACUGAAAAUACGUAUCUGCGAUGAAAUGGGUGCACGAAUCAAUCAUUCAUUCGAUGAAUCAUCAUUUUCCGAUGAAAAUUUCAAUUCGAAUACGACAACACCUCAGAGCACCAUCACAAAUGAUUCCAUCGACAUACCAAGCGCUGCUGGUGCUGGUGCUGCUGCUACUGCUACUACAACGGACGUCACUUGUGAACACCAAAAAUCUAACGAAUCCAAACCGAAACCGAAGAAAAUUCACACCAAAAUGGAAAGCAUCCAUAAUGACAAUGAUAUACCAAUUUGCAAAAAAUGUGGCCACCGAUUAACCAACAUUCAGAAACAAUUUACAAAUGCAUUCGUCUAGCUCAUUGAAAAUCCAAAUAUAUAAUAUAUGUAUAUACAUAUUGUGUGUCUGUGUGAAAUUUAGUUUUGUUUAGUUGCCUUUUUGCGUUGAUUUCAUUUUGAAAUCUCUUUUUGAGCUUCAGUUUCGGCAUGUUAUUCGGCAUAAGUGUAUUAAGCAUUGAAUUCAUAAAUUUUAAGAAAUCCAAUUUCGUUCAUCAUUUGGCUGAAAAGUAGAAAUCUGUACAUAAGCCCAAAUCAAAAUGCUGUGUAAUUACAAUAAAACCAAUGGGAGACCAACAGAAGAGGUUGUAGAUGACUAAGAGUAAUUCUCCAAAGAAACUGAACCAAAUUUUCCUCGCAGAAAAAAAGAGAAAAAUAAAGAGAGAGAGAGAGAGAGAGAGAAAUUAAAAUCAGUAAAGAAGCAUUUAGAGUAGAUUAAGAAAUGUGUGAGUGUUAUUAAAACCAAUAUCAAAUAAAUAGUUAUAACCAGAGAACGAAGAAUUCGAUCGUCACAUCGAAAAGUUGAUUUUGGGAGAGUGCAUCACAACUCAAUCGCAUUAUCACGUUGGCUUUUCAUCCGCAUAGGUUUUUAGUGUGUAAGUCCACUUUGAAUCGAUGGAGUUUUAUGUAGUUGUGAAAUGUAUGAAAUUAAUCAAAAAUUUAACGUAGUCAUCAAAUUUAUGGAGUUAUAUUUAAAUGAAAACGAGUAUGCAUAUUAAUGAAAAAGAAAAUCUAUAUAAUAAAGCCCAAUGUUUCAAAGUGCA